This is a messenger RNA of Hyalella azteca, 1365 nucleotides long. RefSeq lists its product as uncharacterized. The transcript has 8 exons. Bases 130 to 1365 code for a protein of 411 amino acids. The record is from RefSeq and is a predicted model, not a curated record. NCBI's taxonomy places the organism in Eukaryota, Metazoa, Arthropoda, Malacostraca, Amphipoda, Hyalellidae.
CAAUUCAUGUUCAAUCUCACACAUAUUAAAAAUAAGGACAAUAGAAUGCGCUUGAUAUCUCAAUAUGUUUAUUAGUAAAAAUAUGUAUAGUUACUUUAUCUAUUCGUAGCACAUUGAAAUAGAGCCAACAUGGCGGCCAUGCGACGACACUGGAUGUUGCUGAUGGCGACAGCGGCCCUCGCGUUCUUUCUUGUCAUGUUGUCUUCUACGUCGCUCUCCUCGCACGCUGCCGUCACGGUGCUAGGGGGGCAGAGUGACACGCAAGACGAGAUAGCAUGGCGCAUGCGUGGCCCCCUCAUGGCCGACGACCCGCGCCUCAUAGAAUACAUCAAGCAUCACCUGCUCCUACCGCCCUCACGCCUGCCCUACAACCUAACCAUCGCCUCCAGUCGCCGAAAUGUCUACCUCUCCGCCAUCUUCAUCGCCAGCAUCGUCAGACAGUUGUUCAGUGUCUACUUCUCCGCCAUCUUCAUCGCCAGCAUCGUCAGACAGUUGUUCAGGGGGAAGAAGGGGUUCUUCGUGGAGGCGGGGGCGCUGGACGGAGAGUACAUGUCGCACACGCUCAACCUGGAGCUUCAGCUGGGCUGGCAGGGGCUGCUCGUCGAGCCUGACCCCAACAACUUCAGCAGGGGUCACUUCAACAACUUCAGCAACAAACUCAGAUCAAAACAAAGGAAGGCUUGGACGAGCGCCAUCUGCCUCUCCGUCACCCCAUACGCUGAGGAGAUGCUCCUCUGGCGCGCCGUGGAGGGUCAUGGAACCCCAAGCCUCAUACAGGGCACUGGCAGGCUCUUUUCGAGAUAUGAGCUAGCCACGGAGUCCGAGCUUUACAACGCUGUACUCUCAUCGUCGCAGUGCGUGCCAGUUUCUUCACUACUUCUGGCAUUAAACAUCACUCACGUCGAUUUCUUCGUCCUAGAUGUGGAGCAAGUCGAAGAGAAAAUAUUAUUCUACUUUCCAUUUGAGAAAAUAAGCGUGGAUGUUUGGGCUGUAGAACACGUGACCGGCUACGAAGACCAGAGUUUCAUUCGUUUCAUGGUCAGCAAAGGCUACUACUAUUUCGACGCGCUGUGUGCCGAGGUGCCAGACUUUAUUUUCGUCAGAAAGGAGAGUGAAAUUUUCGAGGCUUUACAAGUGCCAAUGGAGCCAACGAACAGAUCAGCCAUCUGCCACUUCAAGAAGGCCAGAACAAGAACCAACUACUCUCUCGCAGUCGAAGACUUGCGUGACUUGCAUCACUAUCCUCAGUUGAUUUAUAGAGAUGUUCCUGAGGUCAAUCCCGUGCCGUUGGUUGGAGAUUACUUAUCAUGGAGUCCAGAAACUGAAAAUUCGAAUUCAAUUAGAAAAUAUAUCGUGCUGCAAUGA